Molecule: messenger RNA, 4071 nt
Organism: Echinococcus granulosus
Lineage: Eukaryota; Metazoa; Platyhelminthes; Cestoda; Cyclophyllidea; Taeniidae
Product: Ubiquitin-protein ligase E3B
Exons: 30
Coding region: 1-4071 (1356 amino acids)
Biological process (GO): protein polyubiquitination; ubiquitin-dependent protein catabolic process
Molecular function (GO): ubiquitin protein ligase activity; protein binding
Source: RefSeq, a predicted model, not a curated record
AUGUUUGCGGAGGUUAAGCCAAGCGUUAAAGAUUUUGUCGAAAAGCAGAAGCGUGAUAGGGAGCAGCGCAAGGGUGAACGGGAAAGACGAAAUGCUGCCUUAUGUAUACAGAGAUAUUGGCGUGGCUAUAAUUCAAGGAAACAUUUAGCUGAGGUUCUUAGAGCAGAUUGCUGCGCCUUUAUUGGUUCCACACUUGGUGGCAGCCGCUCAGAUGUCUCGUACUCAGCUGUUUCACUAUCAAAAUUAAUCAAUAAGAUGAAGUACAGCUUUAAGCUGGACUUCGACAGAGAGAUUUUUGAAGGCAUUUGUCGAUAUUUGUUGGUGUCGACGAGUAAAUGUGACGAGAAGUGUUCGUUUUUAUCACUGAUACAAAGUCGUGACUAUCUAAUUGUGUGGAUUUCACAAACGCGUUGGAUUCUAUCCGUCUGUGUUAAAUAUUUUGGAGUCCUAAACCCGGCUAACGAAUCGGACUCCAACAUGAUGAACGUUUUACUCUCGUUCGUACUUACCAUGACGAAUUGUAAUCAGUGGAAAAUUCUUAGAGAUAGCAAGAUGAAACCAGGUCUAGUGGCUAUAACUGAUUCUUUUAUCAAGGAUCUGGUAGUUCAUGGUCUAUAUCCGGCUCUGAAGCAACUCUUGUUGAAAGGACUGGCACUUCACAUACCGGUCCUUACUCCGCUUUCGUUAACAGGAAUAUUUUCUUUAGCUGUUCGACCGCUACUUUUGUGUAACUUCUCGCCAGAAUGUAUUUCUCUCUUCGUGGUUCACAUUCUCUCGGUGCCUGGCUUUGUUCUGCAUAUAAACUCCCUUGCCAGUGAAGCUUAUGAUGUAAUUGUUCGGGAGAAAUUGUGCUCUCGUGUUGUUACCUAUCUGUAUAAGAGUCUACCAAAUCAAUCUAUCGUAGAUUGUGGUCUGGAGGGCUCCUACGCUCUCUGCCUCAUAGCUAAUCUGAUCCAGUUGAGUCUACUGGAAGUUGAAGUUCUCGUGGAUCAUUGUGAAGAGUUUUGCAUUGUUCUUUCAAGAUUGCUUGAUCUGUUAGGUGGAUUUGUUGGACAGAAGAAAUCCAAUCUCACGUGUUGGCAUCCAAUUCUGGGCUGGUUUUCCAAACCACUCGAUAACUAUCUUCAGGCUUCUGCACCUCAUGUGGCAAGUCAAUUGCGUCUUCUGUGGCAUGGCCGAAUGGUGCGUCUUUUAUUUGCCGAUCUCUAUCAGCAAGAAGGUUUGGGCGAAUCCGAGCAAACAAACGCAACAGUCCCAUCAACUUCCAUCUCCAUCAGUGCUGCGAAGUCGCCUAGGUUCAAAUUUACCGAGCACACAGUUAGCGAGAGGAAAUCUGUGGAAGGUCUUCUAACCGCCAAUCCGCCCAGUUUCGUAUCUCGGCAUCAUGGAAGGGGUUUUUCCGAUCGUCUUGGUUUGAGCGCCUUCCUACGUCAACUCAAAAAUCGUAUACCCGUACGGAAGGGUGACUUAGGUAGUGCUGUAGGCACGCCUCUCAAAUACCACCAUCAUUGGCCUCGGGAGAGUGGGACACCCGGACCUGAGAAUUUACCAAACAGCAUUAAAGUGGUGUGUAUGCUGUACUGCUUUACCAUCGGAUCACUCAAAGAGAUUCGUAACGACAUUCUGGCUGAUGACCGCCGAGCCCACAUCCACUGCAUGCACCUCAUCUGUAUCUAUCUCCGUCACAGCAUUCAUUCCUAUCAUCUCCUCCAGCGACAUAGUCAGUCCCGUGUUCCACUCAAACCCCGUUCGCACGGCGGAGGAGUACUGGUCGAUGACGAUGUGGGAGAUGUUGUCCGCGAGACGUAUUGUUCGAUGGCAGACGGCUUCUGCAAUAUGCCAAUCAUACGGCACGGUGGGGAUGUCAACUCGUCCUCUGCCCAGUCGAUCAAAUACGGGUUUUUAAUCGACUCAUCCUCCACCGUGGGCACAGUGAUGUCGUCCACAGUCAUCUCAAUCGGCGGUGGUCGACGCACAAAGCACACUGGCCCAGCGUUCACCAUCUCGUAUUCGGGGAGGUCGUCUUUGCGAAAUUUCAUGCGACAACGGAAUCCAUGGAAGAUCGAAAGUCCACUCCUCGGGUACUUCGCGUUUGGUGUGCGCGAAGAUGGGUCCGGUGGGUGGAGGUUGACUCCAAAGUGCCACGUAGCUUGUGUCCUCGCACUCCUCGUCCACCACAUGUCGCCUUUCGUAGGUCUAACUUUGGGGGAUCUACUGCCGCGUAUGUGGCGUCUGAUCAGUUGUGCCGGAAGUAUCAAGGACUGGGCACCAUUACUCACCCUACCCAAAGCUGGAUGGCAGUUGGCACCUCAUUCCUCCCACCUCCUACAUCUCUUUGCUGCUGCCACCUCUAACCUCCUUAUAAUUCUGGAUGACGUAGAGGUGUUUGAGAAGCACAAAGCCUUUGAAAUUGAGGAGUUACUGGCGAUUGCGGACUUCUUCAACUAUCUCAUCUAUGAAACUGUCCUCCUUGUAUCUAAUCCAACCUCACUCAUUCAACCUGUUUCCUUCGAGAACUCUUCGUCUACAAAAGUCCUGGAAUUACAAAAUCCACACUCGUCUAGGAUCUCGGAAUGUCUUCAAUUGUCCACCUCCAACACCACCACCACCCUCUUCUCCAUUUGUCUGCGUCUACUGGCAAUCCUUUAUAACCGUGAUAGUCGGUGCAAAUUUACACCACCUAAUUUCUGGCUCAUCUGCGGUGUCAAGCCGUCAGCUUUUAUAUCAGAUCUACGGAAGGAGAAAGCUCACGCCACAUUCCUUCUCAAGCACGUACCACACAUCAUUUCAAGGAAGGAGCGAGUUCUACUGUUCCGCGAAUUGGUGAGAGCAGAUAAGGCGGCUCUUGGAAUCUUGGGACAGACAAACUGCAUGCUGGAUAGCUCCGCGGUGGGAACUGUCAUUAUGAUACACCGAAAUCGUAUAGUCGAGGAUGGUUAUCAACAAUUGGCUAACCUCACGCCUACACAAUUACGCAUGAAGAUUCGUGUCCAAUUCAUCAACGCAUUGGGUCUGGAUGAAGUGGGCAUCGAUUUGGACGGGGUAUUCAAGGAGUUUCUGGAGGAGACUCUUCGUCGUGUCUUUGAUCCAACCCUAAAUCUUUUUCGGGCUACAUCUGAUCAACGCCUCUACCCUUCCCCUACGUCGCAUAUUCAGGAGAGCCACUUACAACUGUUCGAGUUCGUUGGCAAGCUCUUAGCUAAAGCUGUUUAUGAGGGUAUCAUAGUGGAUGUUCCAUUCGCAAACUUCUUUUUAACUCAAGUUCUGGGGCGUCAACGAGCCAGUUGCUACAGCUUUUUGGACGAACUAGCAACUUUGGAUAGAGAUCUUUACAAGAGCCUUACUUACAUAAAACACUACGAGGGGGAUGUGUCAGACUUGGAGCUGACAUUCUCUUACGACGAGGACUGCCUUGGUCAAAUAGUGGUUCACGACUUGGUCCCCGGUGGGCGUUACAUCACCGUCAACAAUGAUCUCAAAAUCAGCUAUGUGCAUCGAAUGGCCAUGUUUCGGAUGUACAAACAGAUUCGAGGACAGACAGCUAGCUUUAUUCGAGGCUUCUACUCAAUUAUUAAUCCCGAGUGGUUGGCAAUGUUCUCGCCCACGGAGUUGCAACAGCUCAUAUCUGGAGAUUCGGUCAACUUUGAUCUGGAGGAUCUGAAGCAACACACAAAAUACUCUGGCGGUUUCUACAGCAACCACAGAGUCAUAACUUGGCUAUGGGAUAUUUUGAAGAAGGACUUCUCAGAUGAGGAACGAAGUCUUUUCCUUAAGUUUGUCACAAGUUGUUCCAAGCCUCCGCUGCUGGGAUUUGCGUAUCUGGAACCGCCUUUCUGCAUCCGAUGUGUGCAAUACAUAAAUGAGGACCAAGAUAUGGGUGACACAUUGGGUUCCGUUUUGAAGGGAUUCUUCGGUUUCGGUAGUCGUCGAGGCGGUGAAGAGCAAGCCCGUCUACCAUCGGCAUCGACGUGCUUCAACCUCCUCAAGCUUCCAAACUACGCUUCACGAGCGACCCUUCGAGAUAAAUUGCGAUACGCCAUACACUGUAAUGCCGGUUUCGAGCUCUCCUGA